Molecule: messenger RNA, 1049 nt
Organism: Arabidopsis lyrata subsp. lyrata
Lineage: Eukaryota; Viridiplantae; Streptophyta; Magnoliopsida; Brassicales; Brassicaceae
Product: subtilisin-like protease SBT4.9
Exons: 3
Biological process (GO): proteolysis
Molecular function (GO): serine-type endopeptidase activity
Source: RefSeq, a predicted model, not a curated record
CAAACGACGGCGUCUUGGGACUUCAUGGGGCUAAAGGGAGGAAAGAAUACAAAGCGUAACUUAGCAAUAGAGAGUGAUAUGAUUGUUGGAGUCAUCGACAGUGGGAUUUGGCCAGAAUCCGAGAGCUUCUCUGAUAAAGGCUUUGGUCCUCCUCCUAAGAAAUGGAAAGGUGUUUGCUCCGGCGGCGAAAACUUCACAUGCAACAACAAGUUGAUUGGAGCAAGAGACUACACAAGCGAAGGCACUAGGGAUAGCAUAGGCCACGGUUCACACACAGCAUCCACAGCGGCUGGAAAUGCAGUUGAGAACACAAGUUACUAUGGAAUCGGUAAUGGAACUGCGAGAGGCGGCGUUCCAGCCUCAAGAAUCGCAGCUUACAAAGCAUGUGGCGAGACAGGGUGUAGCGAUGAAUCUAUACUAUCGGCGUUCGAUGAUGCGAUAGCAGACGGUGUUGACCUCAUCAGCAUCUCUAUCGGGGAACGCUUUGUCCACAAAUACGAAAAGGACCCAAUGGCGAUUGGGGCUUUUCACGCUAUGGUCAAAGGGAUUCUUACUGUGAACUCAGCCGGUAACGAUGGUCCGGAUCCGGGCUCAGUCAUAAGUGUAGCACCGUGGAUCUUGACAGUUGCAGCGAGCACCACCAACCGUGGGUUUGUCACCAAAGUUGUACUCGGAAACGGGAAGACACUUGUCGGGAAAUCAUUGAACGCUUUUGAUUUGAAAGGAAAGAAUUAUCCUCUUGUGUAUGGAACUCUUCUUAAAGAACCUCUGCUUAGGGGAAAAAUCUUGGUGAGUAAAUAUCAACUUAGUUCAAACAUAGCUGUUGGAACCAUAAAUCUUGGUGACCAAGACUAUGCCUCCGUUAGCCCUCAGCCCUCCUCUGCCCUGUCACAAGAUGACUUUGACUCUGUCGUCUCUUACGUUAACUCCACAAAGUAACGAACGAUCUUCUCUAUUAUUCAUUUGGUCUAGAUCCCCUACUUUGUCUUGAUAUCUCUGUGUUUGUAUUCUCAGGUCCCCGCAAGCAACUGUUCUAAAAAGUAAAGCAA